Corapipo altera (White-ruffed manakin) is the source of this 1443-nucleotide messenger RNA. RefSeq names its product probable low-specificity L-threonine aldolase 2. The record is from RefSeq and is a predicted model, not a curated record. Lineage: Eukaryota; Metazoa; Chordata; Aves; Passeriformes; Pipridae. Gene Ontology annotation, biological process: glycine biosynthetic process; L-threonine catabolic process. The transcript is spliced from 8 exons. Gene Ontology annotation, molecular function: L-allo-threonine aldolase activity. Bases 72 to 1166 code for a protein of 364 amino acids. Gene Ontology annotation, cellular component: cytosol.
CCGGCUCCGCCGCGGUUUCCCCGCGCACCGUGGACCUGCGGAGCGACACGGUAACCCGGCCGUGCGCGGGGAUGCGCCGCGCCAUGGCCCGCGCCGUCGUGGGCGACGACGACUACGGGGAGGACCCGGCGGUGAACGAGCUGCAGCGCCGGGCCGCGGGGACCCUGGGGACGGAGGCGGCUCUGUUCGUGCCCACGGCCACCAUGGCCAACCUUAUUGCUGUGAUGUGCCACUGCCAGCAGAGGGGGACUCAGCUGUUCCUGGGCCAGAAUGCCCACCUGCACCUCUAUGAGCAUGGUGGGGCUGCACAGGUUGCCGGUGUCCAUUCUCAAGCCCUGCCAGAUCUGCCAGACGGCACCUUCGACCUGGACCAGCUGGAGCUGACCAUCCGCGAGGCCCACGGCAGCCGGUACCACCCACGCCCUCAGCUCAUCUGCCUGGAGAACACGCACAGCUCGGCGGGAGGCCGGGUGCUGCCCCUCACCUACCUCAGGCAGGUCCGUGAGCUCGCUGACCACUACGGGCUGCAGGUGCACAUGGACGGCGCACGGCUGAUGAAUGCGGCGGUGGCCCAGGGCGUGGAGCCUGCUCAGAUCGCCCAGCACUGUGACUCCGUGUCCCUCUGCUUCUCCAAGGGCCUGGGCGCCCCGGCCGGCGCGGUGCUGGCGGGGCGCAGGGAGUUCAUCGCCGAGGCCUGGCGCACGCGGAAGCUGCUGGGCGGGGGGAUGCGGCAGGCGGGAGUGCUGGCGGCCGCUGCCCUCCUCGGGCUGCAGCACGCGGAGGCCACGCUGCACAGAGACCACGACAAUGCCCGGCGCUUUGCAGAAGGCAUCCACGUGCUGGACUCGCCUCUCUGCUCUGUUAACCUGGCAGCGGUGGAGACCAACAUCGUGAUGGUAAAUGUCCGUGGGGCCUGGCCAUCCCCUGCCGAGCUCUGCGAUCACCUGCGUGCCACCAGCGAAGAGGAGGUGGCUGAGACCGGGCAGGCUGUCAGCGUCCUGCUGCUCCCCUGGUUGGCACGCACCGUGCGCGCCGUCUGGCACCGCGACAUCUCGGCCCACGACACCGAGCUCGCAAGGAGCAAGCUGGAGUUUGUUGCCAGGAAGUGCCAGGAGAAGCUGGCCCUGGGACUGCAUCCGGCUCCUUCGGGCACAGGGGGAGCCUGAGCAUCCUCCCAGCCCCCCGGCUGAAGCAGCAGGGACAUUUCGGCCAGGGUCCCCAUGGAGGGACAAAUGCUCCUGAGGAUGUAGAAGCAUCUCAUCCAGAGGACCAGAGUCACUGCACAGCAGCGCCAAGGACUGGCCAGUCUGGCCAGGACUGUCACAGGAGCAUGUCUUAGAUGGCUCCGUCACCCCCAUUCCCAGAGGUUUGUGUCAUCCCAGUCCUGCAGCCACAGGUGGGCUCCCCAGGCUUCUCUGUUAUGUUCUGGGUCAGCGAGUCUGC